Messenger RNA from Mycosarcoma maydis (corn smut), 3237 nucleotides. RefSeq lists its product as uncharacterized. The transcript has a single exon. NCBI's taxonomy places the organism in Eukaryota, Fungi, Basidiomycota, Ustilaginomycetes, Ustilaginales. Bases 1 to 3237 code for a protein of 1078 amino acids. The record is from RefSeq and is a predicted model, not a curated record. Gene Ontology annotation, molecular function: phosphopantetheine binding.
AUGCCUGUUCCUCCCAUCAUGGACAGCGCAAGUCUCCUUGCUCCUUUCGAGCAUCGAUGGAGCGUUAACGCCCUCAUCGAUGACGUGCUCGAGGUUGGCCGCGACCUGGUGUGCGUCUCGUUCAUCAGGUCUACCGAGCCUUUCGAGUGGCAGCACGUCACAGGUGCACAGCUCGAUCAAUGUCUCCGCGCUGCAACUGCGUACUAUGCUAAGCACGUUGGCGUCAGACGUCCUGGCCAGCCGUGCAGGCAGAUCGGUCUGCUUUCCGACUCCACAUUCGACCUGCUCAUCACCCAGAUGGCCAUGAUCCGUCUCGGUUACGGCGUGGUACUCAUCUCGCCCAACAACUCGGUGCCCGCGAUCGUCCAUCUCCUCAAAGCCACCAAGUCCACCAAUCUCAUCUUUAGCACAGACAAGCACGACGACGCCAGGCAGGCUCACGAGCUGCUGCUGCAGGAACAGGAUAGCAAGCUCGAGAUUGUUCAGCUCUACCUCGUCCAAGAGGCGAUUCGGCUCGACCAGCUGCCACCGCCAACGACCAAGAAGGAUCCUUUCCAGCCACAGGUCUCGUACCAGCAGCAGGCACAAGAAGCUGCUUUCACUUUGCACUCCAGCGGCAGCACUGGCUUUCCCAAGCCCUAUACCUAUACCCACCAAACUUACCUCGUCAUCGUUGCCGACUACAUGCCCUACGAUGCAUUGUGCACCGCCCCUAUUUACCAUGGCUUCGCUUGUGCUGUCGCCUGGAGGCAGUUCAUUCACCACCGUCGACUUUACCUGUACUCCGGCACCAUCCGUCAUGACCUUAUCACCCAAGCCGUCCGUAACAGCACGAUCGAGAUCAUCUACGCCGUACCGUUCACAUUCAAGAUGUUGAGCGAACACAACGACAGUCUGGAGACGUUACGUGCCGCUAAGAUCUGCUGCUACAGUGGCGCACCCUGUCCCAUCGAGGUCGGCGACAUGCUCGUGGCUAAUGGCGUCAACCUGGUCGCCUUCCUUGGCGCAACCGAGGUAGGCCAGAUCAUGGACAGCAUUCGCGACUUUGCCAUUGACAAGGGCUGGAACGUGAUGCGUCCCAGCUCGCGCGUCGCUCCUUAUCUCAAGUUCGAAAACGUCGGAACCACCGAGGAUGGCCCCUAUGAGAUGGUCUGCAUCCAAGGCUGGAAAGGUCUCUCCAAGGUCAACCGUCCUGAUGGCAGCUAUGCAAGUGGCGAUCACUACCGCAUUGUCCGCAACGACGACGGCAGCAUUCGAGGAUACGUAUACCUCGGAAGGGGAGACGACACGCUUGUUCAUCUGAAUGGCGAAAAGACGAAUCCGGUGCCCAUGGAGCAAAGCAUCCGAUCGUCUCCCCUCCUGCGCGAUUGUCUCGUCUUCGGUGCUGGACAGCCUUGUACCGGCGCCCUCAUUAUUCCGUACGAGCAUACUUGGCAGGCAUACGCAGCCUUGUCCGAAACGGAUCGACAGGCGGCGCUCAAAAAGCAGUUUCAGCCAUUGCUCAACGAGCUCAAUUCUCGGUGCGCCUCUCACUCGCGCCUCGUCCCAGAGAUGAUUCUCUUCCUCGACCCCACCGCGCGCUUACCUUUGGCUGACAAGGGAAGUGUUAAACGUACUCCUGCCAACUCUCUCUUCGCACACCAAAUCACGCAGCUGUACACCGAGUUCGACCUCGGAACGUCGACCCCCGACGACGAAAAGGCAAUUAUUACAUCGCAAUCACAGCUCAAGAAGCUGGUGCAGAGCAUUCUGGAACGCUUUAUUAAUCUGACGCUGGACGGAAAGGAGGACGUCGAUCUCCCCAGCCUCGGCGUUGAUUCGGUCAUGGACAGUCAGAUCCGCAGUCAGAUCCAUCGUUCUGUUCGCAUGCAACGCCCUCUCCCCAACACGGUCGUCUUCCAGCAUCCAACUCUCAAUAAGCUUACAGCGGCGGUGUACCAACAGAUUCAAGGAGCAAAUACAAAUGGUGCAGCGACAGAAGCCACGAAUAAACAGCAAGAUGACAUGACCCUGCUACUACUCGAAAAGUAUCGAGCUCAACUCAAGGUCCGAGAUUCAAACUUGUCCGAUCGAGCGCCACGGGGUGACAAGGAGAUCGUAGUGUUAACCGGGGCCACGGGCUCUCUUGGUGCACACAUCCUCGACCAACUUGUUCGCAAAGACACGGUGGUCAAGGUCGUCUGCCUCAACCGUGCGGCUGAUCAUGCAGAAGCGGGCAAGCGCACAGACAAAUCGCUAAGCGCACGCGGGCUGGCGCCUUUAAAGGGCCGCAGCGGUGCACAAGUCGUUUCGCUGGCUGCCGACAUCAGCAAGCAUAAUCUUGGCUUGGCGCAGCAAGAGUACGACGAGCUUGCCAACAGCGUCACCUGCGUGAUCCACAACGGAUGGCCGGUCAACUUUGUCAUGUCGAUCGACUCUUUCGAGAAUGUUCUCCACGGCACGGUUCAGCUCAUAAACCUGGCAGGACAGAGCACCGCUUGCCGCUCGCCCCGCUUCGUAUUCUCCUCGUCUAUCUCUGUCGCGAUCAACAGCUCUGAGGCGAUGAUCCCCGAGAAGAUUUUCGACCACCUAGACUACACUUGUGGUCUGGGCUAUGCACGCUCAAAAUGGAUCGUUGAGAACCUGUGUCGCGACGCAGAAACGCUCGUCGGAGGCGAUUUCCGAUCGGUGGUGAUGCGCAUCGGUCAGAUGGCUGGCGACAGGUCGAUGGGGAUCUGGAACGAGACCGAAGCAGUGCCACUGAUGAUCAGGAGUGCUCAGACGAUCGGAUGCCUUCCCGAAGAGCAUGACGAUCUGUACUGGAUUCCUGUCGACGUUGUGGGUCUAAUAGCAGCUCAGCUCACUUCCGCGAGCUUAUCGAGCCACUGCGAGCUGGUCCACGUUCUCAGCGAAGACGCAAUGCCUUGGAAGACAGCAAUUGCAACGCUUGCUGAAGCGCGAAAUCUUGGCCAAACUUUUAAUCUCGUUUCGUACGCAGAGUGGCUGGAGCGGCUGGAUCGCUCGGAUCGCAACCCCUCGCGCAACCCCACGAUCAAGUUGUUGGAGCAUUAUCGCGCCAUGCAGCGCGACCCGCAGCGCACCUGUACAAAAGUUGGCAAGUUCGACACAACCAACCUCAGGACGAUCCUGGCUUCAUCUUCGGAGAACCAGCGGAUCCUCGAGGGGCUGACAGCUUAUCGGCCCGAGUGUCUGAGCCGCACCGUAGCGCUGUGGAAAUCUUCAGACUUCCUACGCUAG